Spodoptera littoralis (African cotton leafworm) is the source of this 465-nucleotide messenger RNA. The record is from the annotation of a GenBank genome assembly. NCBI's taxonomy places the organism in Eukaryota, Metazoa, Arthropoda, Insecta, Lepidoptera, Noctuidae.
AUGAACCGUGAACCUUUCUUUCUCCCGGACAAUCUAAAUGGGGAAAGCUACGAAAAUUUUUUGAGAGGAGACCUAAGUGAUUUGCUUGAUAAUCUGGCACUCAACUUGAUCAGGGACAUGUGGUUCCAACAUGAUGGCUGCCCUGCCCAUUUCAGGAGAAGUGUCAGAGACUGGCUGGACAUAAAUUAUUCAAACAAAUGGAUAGGGCGAGGUGGGCCGUUGCCAUGGCCAGCAAGAAGUCUGGACCUAACCCCCAUGAAUUUUCAUGUAUGGGGGCGCAUGAAAAGUCUUGUCUACAGCGAGUCAAAUCCAGUUUUGUCUGUGGAAGAGUUAAAAGAAAGGUUUGUGGAUGCAGCAAAUCAAAUGAGAACAACGUUGACCACUGGAGUAGUGAAGACUGGUCUCCGUAGAAGAAUACGACAAUGUAUUAGAAACAGAGGCGGCCAUGUUGAACAUAAACUGUAG